Messenger RNA from Acanthisitta chloris (rifleman), 639 nucleotides. Its product is annotated as angiogenic factor with G patch and FHA domains 1-like. The transcript has 4 exons. The record is from RefSeq and is a predicted model, not a curated record. The annotation marks the transcript as partial. Lineage: Eukaryota; Metazoa; Chordata; Aves; Passeriformes; Acanthisittidae.
GUGGAAGAACUCACUAAGGAAAUCCACACUAGGAAGGAGAAAGAUACAUGUAGUGUAGAAGUACAGACAGAGGACUAUGCUGCGUGGUCACAAGCAGAUUACUACUACUAUGAAAAUUACUACAAUCACACUGAUACUCAAGAUUGUGCAUCUGAACUACCAGUGCAGCACAAUCAUGGAACCAAAGGCACUGAGCAUAACUCCACAGAGGAAGCACAGACAGGUGUUGACGCUCCUUUAAGGACAGAUAGCACCAAAGCUGCUGAAGGUGGAGAAGAGGAAAAUUUCAUCCAGAAUUCACAGGAAGCAGAAGAUACUUCAGUACCAGAGGGUUCUUUAGCAGAGAGCUUGAGAGCUGCUGCAGAAGCUGCUGUUUCUCAAACUGGAUUUACAUACGAUGAAAAUACAGGAUUGUAUUAUGACCACAGCACUGGAUUCUACUACAAUGCGGAAAAUCAACUGUAUUAUGACCCAGCAACUGGAAUCUAUUACUACUGUGAUGUGGAAAGUGGCCGAUACCAGUUUCACUCAAGAGUGGAUCUGCAGUCUUACCAGACCUCUGGUACUCGGCACACCAAGGAUAAAAAAGGGAAAAAGAAGAGAAAAGAGCCAGAGUGGAGUGCUGCAGAUGAGUAUAAG